AUGGGACCCAACCUGUUCCUGCUGCUGCUCCUGGGACUAGCAGGCCAGGGCUCAGCUGGCAGCAUCCCUGAGGUGCUGCAGGCACCAGUGGGGAGCUCCAUUGUGGUGCAGUGUCUCUACAGACUCCAGGACGUCAAGGCUCGGAAGGUGUGGUGCCGGUUUUUGCCGGAGGGGUGCCAGCCCUUGGUGUCCUCAGCUGUGGAUCGCAGAGCCCCAGGACACAGCCGCCUGUUUCUCACUGACAUGGGGAGUGGUCUGCUCCAGGUGGAGAUGAUUGCCCUGCGGGAGGAGGAUGCUGGGGAGUACGGCUGUGUGGUGGAGGGAACCACCGGGCCCCAGACGGUGCAUAGAAUUACUCUAGACAUCCUCCCUGCAGAGGAAGAAGAGGAAGAGAGCUAUGGGAUUGGCAGUCUGACUGAAGACCCUUCGUCAGACCCCGUAAGCAGUGUCAGCCCUCUAGAAUCCACCCAGGAUAAGAAAAGCAUCCCCUUAAUCUGGGGCGCUGUGCUCCUGCUGGGCCUGCUGGUGGCAGUGGUGGUGCUGUUUGCUGUGCUGGCCAAAAGGAAAGGGAACAGGCUUGCUAUCUGUGGCCGAUCCCAGAGCAGUGGAAUUUCAGGCAUGGUGCCCUCCUCAGUGGUCCACCACAUCAGUGACUCUGGACUGGCUGUAGAUGGGCCGUCAGAUGUACCAUAUGUUAGGCUCGACUCACCACCUUCCUUUGACAAUACCACCUACACCAGCCUACCUCUUGAGCCCCCAUCAGGGAAAACUCCACCCCCAGUCCCAUCCUCAUUGACCUCUCUGCCUCCUAAGGUCCUGAUCUCUUCUAAGCCUGUCACAUAUGCUACAGUGAUCUUCCCUGGAGGUGAUAAGGGUGGAGGGGCCUCCUGGGAGCCAGCCCAGGAUCCUCCUAAUAGCAAGACUCCACCUAGUUAAGCCACUUACCACACUGUGUGCUCAUAGAGGCAACCCCAGGAGGUCUUACUGUACAUCCAUCCGGUAAGCCAAUGCCCUAGAUCCUUAGCAUAUCAGAGCAACUAGGGAUUUUAGAAUCUAAUCUAAUGUCUUGACUUUUCUGAACUGGAAAGUGAUGAUUGGGUGUGACUGAGGU
Molecule: messenger RNA, 1111 nt
Organism: Pteropus alecto (black flying fox)
Lineage: Eukaryota; Metazoa; Chordata; Mammalia; Chiroptera; Pteropodidae
Gene: TREML1
Product: triggering receptor expressed on myeloid cells like 1
Exons: 6
Coding region: 1-936 (311 amino acids)
Cellular component (GO): plasma membrane
Molecular function (GO): transmembrane signaling receptor activity
Source: RefSeq, a predicted model, not a curated record